ACAAAGCGCUGACAAAAGCGCGUUGCAAAAGGACGCGCGCGCACCGCUCGGUAGGACUCAGACGAGUGAGGAGGAGCAGACAGCAAAGUGCGCCUAAGGUGAGCAAAGUUGCUCCUCAACGGAUCAGGUUAGGGUUCCAGUCAAGAAGUGCUUUGCGUCGAGUAGCUAGAGAAGUCGGUUGAAAAAAGAAGACUUUUGGGCGCGCGCACGCCACUAUUUUGCGCUCAGGGAGGGACACUGCGCCCUUUGACGAGGAAGAGGAGAAGGAGGAGGUGGAGGAAGAGGAGGCUGCACGGUGGUGUGCGCGAUGACGAGAUGCUGUUGUGGACUUGCAGGGCAGCCAAGUGGACUCGAGUGGACCGUGGCUGCGAAAACACUUCCUCCGAGGUGAGUGCGUCUAUCUGCUCUCGCUUUAACGCUGCGACGUGGCGCUGGUUUAAGGUGACGGUGACAAAUGGUGCGCAUCGCAGGGCUGGAUGAGCUGCGGUCGGCGCAGGGGAGGAGAAGUCGCUCCAUCGCGAUUUGACGGAGCCGAUUAAAUGCGUGUUAGGUUAGAGGAUGCUUUUGUCACGGGAACCCCAGCGGGAGUCAAAAAGUGAAGAGGAAGACGUGGGGGCGAAGGCAUCAUAGCAAGCUGCUGAAGCAAGCAUCAGUGAAGUGCACCUUCAGCAUACACAGAAGAACAAUUCUAGCGACCGGCGGGAGACUUUUCGCCUUGGACUGGCCAUCAAAGCCGUGAAUAGAGUGGACUACUUUUAACAGUGAGGCAGUAGCUGAAAGGAAAGGAAUUCAAAAUAACAUUUUGUGCGAGGCGUCAAAAAAUAAUCUGUACAUGACCGAACUGAAUUGAGACUCCUUCAAGAGGAUUUUUCAGGACACUUAUCGUUGCUUAGCUCGCAAAGUAAAACCAGAGGACAACUUGAAAAGGGUGUGUGGUCCAACACAAUUUUGUUUUUGCAUGACCCACAGCUAACGCAAACAUCCUGGAAUGUCUUUGACUUCUGAGAAGGACACUCGUGCCUAACACUGAUCUUGGGAUUGUCUGGCCAAACUGUCAUCUUUUGGUGUUAGAGGAGUGUUUUCUGAAUUAGGCCUCUGGACGCUUGGUGAAGAUUACUUGAGUUGGCAGGCCUAACAACCCUCUUAUUCACAGAUACAGUGAGAGAGCCUGGCAGUAAAAAAACACAGCACACAAAUGUGGUGGCCCUAAGCCAUGCUGGUGUUGCUACUGGAGCCCUGCAGUAAAGACUAUCAUUAUCCCUAUCAUCAUUUGUCCACGCUGAGGAACAUCCCAUUUCCCCAAGGAACUAAACUAUACAUCUAAACAACCCCAGGAAGACGGAGCGCAGAGACCGACAGUGACAUCCUCAGUCGCUCAAACAAAACUCCUUUCAACCAUUUCCUCAACGAGAAACGCGACUGCGGCAGAAGUGAAAGGCACAGACUGAAAAGGAGCUGGGCACCAACAUGGCAACUGAAAGUCUUGCGGAGCUUCGCGAUUGGCUCUUCCUGCUCCUGCUAUGCCUCACCUUAUUGGCUGAGGUGCUGGAACUGGCAGCGGCCGCAAUCGCCUUGGAGACGGGUGAGGGAGAGGAAGGAAUUGUGUGUCCCUCAGUCUGCCGUUGCGAUGAGGGUUUUGUCUACUGCAACGACCGCGGACUCGGUCUAAUUCCUCCUCUACCGUUGACGGCUGCCAUCCUCUACCUGCAAAGCAACCGACUGAGUAAUGCCGGCCUGCCUCAGUCACUGGAGCGCAGCACUUCCAUACGAGUGAUUUACCUGUAUGCUAACCAGUUGGAUGAAUUCCCUAUACACCUUCCACCUUCAUUACGAGAGCUGCAUUUGCAGGAUAACAACAUACGAACGUUACCACGAUCAUCUUUGGCCAAGUUACCACUACUGGAACGUCUACACUUGGAUGAUAAUUCAAUAUCUACAGUUAGCAUCCAGGAGCGCGCUUUCUCUGGGACUCCACGGCUCAGACUGCUGUUUCUCUCUCGGAACCACUUGUCAAGCAUCCCUGCGGGAUUGCCUGCGUCCUUGGAGGAGCUGCGAUUAGACGACAACCGAAUCAACACCAUUCCCACACAUGCCUUUCGAGGGCUCUCCUCCUUACGUCGCUUGGUCCUGGACGGGAACCUGCUAGCCAACACACGCAUUGCAGAUGACACCUUUUCCCGCCUUUCCAAUCUGACAGAGCUAUCACUCGUCCGAAAUGCCAUGCAGUCUCCACCGGUCAACCUACCGUCAUCUCAUCUCGUUCGACUCCAUUUACAGGACAACGGGAUGACUCACAUACCGCGAGGGGCUCUGGACGGAAUGCGACGGCUCCAGAAGCUAGACCUAUCGGGAAACAAUCUGACCAGUCUCCCUCGGGGGCUUUUUAAGGACACAGAUAGUUUGGAGUUGCUGCUGCUACGAGGAAACCCCUGGUACUGUAGUUGCAGCCUUCGCUGGCUCCAUGCAUGGCUUCAUAGCUGGGGCUCUGCUGUAACAGUCAGGGGUUUGACCUGUCAGGGACCUGAGGCAGUAAAGGGCCAGUCUCUUAAAGACCUUACCUAUCUAAUGGAGCAGUGUGAAGGACCUCCAGCUGGUCCGGCCACUGGUGUUGGGGUCAACCCAUCAGAAAAGAACGGAGGAGGUGAUGACAGCGUUGGAGGGGACGGGCAAGCUGUGGGCUCAGUUCCCCAUGGCAGCACCACCACUAACUCUUUGUUGGUCCCCACGCAAGGUUCCCUCUUCACACUCCGAGCUAAGCGGCCGGGCCUAGUUAUGCCUCUGCCUGCAGGGGGAGAGGGGCAUGUAACCGGAGGAGCCCUGGAGUUGACCGUGAAAGCUCUAUCUGCGGACAGCGUUCUGGUCAGCUGGUUGUGCCCACAGCCGGCGCCCUCGUUCCGUUUGUCAUGGCUGAGGUUAGGUACCAGUGCGGCACUCGGUUCCAUCACAGAGACUCUUGUUCCCGGAGAGAGAAGGCAGUACCAUCUUACCCAACUCACACCGCGUUCACAUUACCUUAUUUGCCUGCUGCCAUUACGACAGGAGACCUUUCUCGGCUCAAACAUGGGGACGGCUCGCGUUGGCAGUGUUGAAACGAACAAUAAAGAUUCUACUCCAGCCUGUGCUCAGAUAGAAACUGGAGAGGCCGUGGUGAACUCCAGGGGAGAGGGGUCGGAUAAGGACACACAAGACUCUGAGCUAUCAGCCUUGCCAUUGGCAGGGAUCAUUGGGGGAGCCACGGCGUUAGUAAGCCUACUACUCAUCUUUGGUAUUUUUUGCUGGUAUGGACAAAGAACAAGUUACAAGUCAGAGGACUCUCAUUCAUACAACAGAGGCCGAGGAGCAAAAAAUUACGAUGACUAUGUAGAGUCGGGCACCAAGAAAGACAAUUCUAUCUUAGAGAUCAGAGCCCCUCCAGCAGGGUUUCAGAUGACAGCCAUGGCUCACCAGCCACUGCAGCCCAAGCCGGAGGACGUCACCUACAUCCACACCAUAUUCCCCUCUUCUUCUUCUUCUUCUUCCCAUGCAAACGGGACGUACAGGAGCAACCACAGAGCCGGCAGCCUCAAUGGCACCAUUCUUAGCCAAACCAGCCAACAUCAUGUCACUUAUGGUACCAACCGUGGCUACAGAGAGGGCGGUAUCCCCGACAUAGAUUAUGCCUACACGUGAUGAAACAGGGCCGCACUCCCUGAGCCUUGAAUGCCUGGCGCCAUUUUACGAUGACGACCCUGUGGCCACUGGCCAUCUCUUGUCCUUGGUUUCCAAAGUACCCUUUGUGCCUCAGCUGGUUCAAGUCUGAUAUGUUUGCUAAGUAGAAGAGACCGUUUUCAGCCAUGUGGAUUUGGAUAUUGCUAUUGCUAUUGCGUGACAGAAGUAAUUGUCCUGCUAUACUGUACUCUACUACUGUAAAACAUUACAGGAGGCCCUUCUUUCAGUGCUAUUUAUAUAUGGUUGGAUUUUUCUCUUUUGGCUAUCUCUGUGUCUUUCAAAACUGCUGUUCUUCAUACACAGUAACUUAUUUGAGGUUGAUAUACUAGGCUUAGCUGAUGUAGAAGGAGAUAUAUUUAUACUACGCGGAAAGCCAAUUAAUGUGUAUAUAGAUAGCUCCCACAUCAUCCGAUCAACCAUAUGCUCUUUGCUGUCGAUGACGGGAUGACAGAGGAAGAAGUUGAUGGCUGUUAUAAUCCACUGAAGACAGUAAAUCGUGGUUGACAUGAAAAUACUUGUUCCAAGCGCGCCCCCUCCUUUACCCUGGAUUACUUCACCCAAUUUAAUUGUUCCUCCUUCCUGCCUCUUUGUUUUUAUCCGAGGCGCUUUCAUUUCUCUCAUGUCUUUUGUGGUGCCGUGAGUAGAGGACGACUUUGUUCUCGCCAAAGGAGCUGACAGCAGUGAUAACAGUUCUGACAAAGACAUGAGACACAAACCACCACAUGGGUAGACUAAUGAGUGGGGGAGAGAGAGCGAAAGGAGAGGGAGAGAGCCAUUGUGAUGGAUGGAUGGAUGGAUGGAUGGAUGGAUGGAUGGA
This is a messenger RNA of Syngnathus acus (greater pipefish), 4525 nucleotides long. RefSeq names its product fibronectin leucine rich transmembrane protein 1b (gene flrt1b). The record is from RefSeq and is a predicted model, not a curated record. Lineage: Eukaryota; Metazoa; Chordata; Actinopteri; Syngnathiformes; Syngnathidae. The coding region runs from base 1468 to 3669 and encodes 733 amino acids. The transcript has 3 exons. Gene Ontology annotation, molecular function: protein binding.